Molecule: messenger RNA, 954 nt
Organism: Prorocentrum cordatum
Lineage: Eukaryota; Dinophyceae; Prorocentrales; Prorocentraceae
Source: the annotation of a GenBank genome assembly
GCUCAGCGAGUGUCGGCCCAAGGAGCUUUUAGUAUUUGCUCCAUCCGAGCGCAAUCGCGCUAGCCAUGGUCAAGAGCGUCAGGGUGGAGAAGGCGAAGAGCGACAAGUCGUCCUGCAAGAAGUGCCAGAAGAGAAUCGAGCGUGAUCAGCUCCGGGCUGGGGUGGAUGUUUGGAUGAGCGGGCGCACCAUGACAGGCUGGCUGCACAUGGGCUGCAUGGCAGAAUGCUUCAAAUUCGACCGCUGCAAGGGCGCCGGCAAGUGCAAGCUGUCAGGGGAGAGUAUGAGCAAGGGCGAGGCCAGGUUGGAGUGCGCCAGGGAGUACACCGGCAUCUUCUUCAAGCUGGGCCACUCGGGUUCGGCGCUCUCUGCCUUCUUGCAGGAGCACCCGAUGGACCCCAAGUCGAUCAAGGGCUACAGCAUUCUCACGGACGACGAAAAAAAGUCCCUGUGGAGUUCGCGCAAAGGCUCCCGGAGAUUUUCUGUCCCAUUGAACACAAAAAAGAGAUCGGCCCGUGCGAUUAGCGUCUGAGAUGCGAAGGCCAGCGGUAUGUAUAUAUGUAUAGGGCCUCGCGCCCUAGGUCAACAAGGCCCAUGCACCAGUCCAGAACCCAAGAGGGAUUUGGCCAGGGCUGGUGAGUGUGUACAGUUGCCGGUCCAGCAGUUUCCCGAUUUUCAGCUGUCCGCUAUUUUUCUGCCCGCCAAGAGCGUCGGUUGGCUUGUUUUUCCCACCUCCCUCCUCCUCCUCCUCCUCCUGGCAAUUUUCCUCUCCUCAUGCUCUUCGCCUUCUGUUCUGCCUCCUCAUGCUCUUCGCCUUCUGUUCUGCGCGCCCGGCGCGGCCGAACGAGCCGCUCGCGCGCUCGGGUGGCAGAUCGGUCGGCACGCGGCCGAGAGAGAGGCCGCCGCCCUCCUCCGUGUCCUCCUCCGUUCCCUCCUCCUCCUCCUCCUCCUCCUCC